AUCAGCGUUGAAAUCUGAAAGCAACCAAAGUCCCCAAUCCCAUCGUUUCCGCACAUGGGAUUAGGUCAAUACUCCAUUCCACCAUUUUUCUCCUUGCGAUGAAGCAAUUUUACAGUCGUCGACUCGAUGCAAUUCAAAGAUUUCUUUACUUAGGAGGAAGGGAGGGAGAGGGAAGGGAGGGAGUGGGAAGGGGGGAGAGAGAGAGAGCAUAUACUGUUGUCUUUUCCUUAAAGUGUUUCUAUUCUUGCUAAAAAGAGGGGGGUUCUGUGCUUUUCUCCACGAGUACUCAUUUCUGUGGCAGAUGUAUCAUGGGUUUUGCUUGCCAUGGUCCCAUCCAAAGCGUGCCUCCAGCUCGUUGAAGCUCUCAAGGGGAGGACCAAAGGAAAAGACAGAAUAGAAGUUUUGUCUGUGCUUUUGGAGGGCAUCUUGUUCAUAACCUCCCCUUUUGUUCUUUUCUCCUCCGUUUUCUCUCUCUUUCUCGUGGUUUCGUUUGGGUCUGUACUCACCGAGUAUUGCCGGGGAAAGGAGUGUUCAAAAUUUGGUUCUUUAUCUGAAGAGGAUUUGGUAUGCGUUCCAAGGUGUCUCGUAUGCUGGGUUUGGUGGAUUAGGGUGUUUGUGGUUACAUUUUGGAUUUGUUGCCUUUGGGUGGUGUAGUUGAGUAAUUCACAAAUCAGAAAUGUGUAACUUUGUUUGGGUUUUUGAGUAUUUAUGGCUGAUUUUUCAGCUUAUAUGUGACUUCUAAGAGGAUUUGUGGCCAAAACUUUUGUAGAUUUUCUCUAAAUGCUUGCCUAACUAGAAUUUUAUCACUGGUUUCUCUUGUUUGUUACUUUUAGAGGUUUUUUCCCCUAUUGAAAUUGUAGAAUGGUCUGGGGAAUUUAGGACUAGAAUUGGCAGUGCUCUUAACCCAUGACCCCAAACUGCACUUUAUAUUGCUUUCCCCUCAGUUUAUGUUGCGGUGCUAUCAAAGGAAUUAGCAGCGAUUUGGUUGUGGCGGCAUAGGCAUUAGGUUCUGCUUGAGUUCUUUACUGGAACAUUUUUUGGUUGUUUUAGAUGGCUUGCAUGAAGCUAGGCUCAAAAAUGGACACCUUCCAACGGAAAGGGAGGGCUUGUUUUUUAUGCAAGUAAUUAAAGGUGGAAUUAAUCCCCUUUGCUCUUCUUGCCCAACACCCGCCUGGGGUGAGGGAGCCACCACCGCAUCAAUAUUCUCCUCCCAAAAAAUCAUUUUGUCCACAAGGUGGAAGGAGAGAAACUCCUAGAUGUGAUUGUAGGGCUCUCAUGUCGCCUCAUAGUACACUGUUUGAUCGGUAGUGCGGGCGAGGGUGUGUGAUUUUCAAUGGCUUGUCUCAGUUGCGAUACAUAAAAUACAAAUCGAUGGCUGAGGUCGGUGGCAACCAUAGGGCGACAUACUACUGCACCAAUGUGGUCCACAACCUCGCAGGGCCCAAAGUAGCGGGAGGAGAGCUUCUCAUUCCUUCGUCGAGCCACAAUCCGCUGCCUGUAAGGUUCAGCACUACUGGCCUUCCCAGUGAUGUUACCGUUGAAGUUGGAGAGAUGUCCUUCCAUCUUCACAAGUUUCCUUUAUUAUCCAAGAGUCGUCUUCUGGAAAAACUGAUUUCUGAUAAGUCUGGCGAAGAAGAGAGCUGUAUCAUAAAGCUUUCAGAUAUUCCUGGUGGUUCAAAGGCGUUUGAACUAGUUGCCAAGUUUUGCUAUGGCAUGAAGAUAGAACUUACUGCUUCGAAUGUUGUAUAUGCCCGGUGUGCUUCUGAGUAUCUGCAAAUGACUGAAGAGGUUGCUGAGAGGAAUUUAAUCUCAGAGUCUGAGCUAUUUCUCAAUCAAGUUGUUCUCCGUAGCUGGAAAGAUUCAGUGAGAGCUCUCCAAACCUGCGAUGAUCUUCUCCCUUGUGCUGAAGAUCUUAACAUUGUUACAAGAUGCAUUGACUCGUUGGCUGUGAAGGCUUGCAUGGACCCUGAUCUAUUUGGCUGGCCUAUGAUGGAGCAUGGCUCCAUGCAAAGCCCUGGUGGAAGCGUUCUAUGGAAUGGGAUAAGUACUGGAGCAAGACCCACAAGUCGUAGCACAGAUUGGUGGUACGAGGAUGUCUCAUCUCUCAGUCUUCCCUUGUAUAAGAGGCUUAUAUCAGUAAUGGAGUCACGAGGUAUCAGAGAAGAGAUAAUUGCUGGUUCCUUAGCCUCCUAUGCAAAAAGGUAUCUUCCCGGAUUAAACAAAAGGCACAAUGCAGCACUUAUGACACACAUAUCUGUACUGUCUGAGGAUGAGCAAAGGGGCCUUCUUGAAGAAAUUGAGAGUUUUUUGCCCAUCCAAAAGGGUGUGACUUCUACAAAGUUUCUGUUUGGUCUUCUCCGCACUGCAAUGAUUUUGAAAGCCAGUCCUGAACACUUGGCUAACUUGGAGAGAAGAAUCGGUAUGCAGUUGGAUGAAGCCAGUUUAGAGGAUUUGCUAUUGCCUACCUUUUCUUACUCUAUGGAAACACUCUAUGAUGUUGAUUGCAUCCAUAGAAUUCUCAAGCACUUCCUAGCCAUGGACCUGGCUACUGGUGGAGCUUCUCCUGGUCUGAUAGAUGAUGAGCAGUUGAUGGGUUCUCCAUCGCUUACACCAAUAACCACUGUGGCUAAGCUUAUAGAUGGGUACUUGGCAGAGGUGGCCCCUGACGUCAACUUAAAGCUGCCAAAGUUUCAGUCUCUUGCAGAAGCCAUUCCAGAGUAUGCCCGUCCUCUGGAUGAUGGGCUAUACCGUGCCAUUGAUAUAUAUUUCAAGGCACACCCAUGGCUAUCAGAAUCUGAGAGAGAACAGCUAUGCCGGCUGAUGGACUGCCAAAAGCUCUCCCUUGAAGCCUGCACCCAUGCUGCACAGAAUGAGAGGCUUCCUCUUCGAGUUGUUGUCCAAGUACUCUUCUUUGAGCAGCUUCAACUUAGAACUUCAAUCGCCGGAUGUUUCCUUGUUUCUGACAACCUCGAUGGUUCAAGACCGUUAAGGAGCGGUCUUGUGGCCCCAAGUGAGGGCGGCGGCGGGGGCUGGGCCACUGCUGUCAGGGAAAACCAGGUUCUGAAAGUUGGUAUGGAUCACAUGAGGAUGAGAGUCUCUGAACUUGAGAGAGAGUGUUCAACCAUGAGGGAGGAGAUUGAGAGGCUGAGCAGGUUGAGAAAUGGGUGGAGCGGUUUCUCAAAGAAAUUGGGCUUCAGGGUGAAGCCACAGAUAUGCAGCACACAGGAAGAUUCAGUUAGCGAGCAUCAGAGCAGGAGUGGGAAGAUUGAAGCUAUAAGCAAAGCUCACAAAUCAUAGAAGAAACUUAUCAAAAGGUGAAUGAUGGACUAUAUGCUACUUCUCUUGUAUUUCACAGUUUAUUCUUUCUUGUAAUCUUGCCAUAGUUUUUAUGUUUUGAAUUUAAAUGGCUAGUUGUUUUUUAUGAAUUCCAAUGUUGCUGGCAAUGUAACAGCACAAACUUUUAUCAACAUAUUGUCCGCUUUGAUUUAAAGGCCUCAUGAUUUUAUCA
Messenger RNA from Dendrobium catenatum, 3508 nucleotides. RefSeq names its product BTB/POZ domain-containing protein At1g30440. Gene Ontology annotation, molecular function: protein binding. The transcript has 6 exons. NCBI's taxonomy places the organism in Eukaryota, Viridiplantae, Streptophyta, Magnoliopsida, Asparagales, Orchidaceae. The coding region runs from base 1372 to 3297 and encodes 641 amino acids. The record is from RefSeq and is a predicted model, not a curated record.